Messenger RNA from Panicum virgatum (switchgrass), 2482 nucleotides. Its product is annotated as E3 ubiquitin-protein ligase RGLG2-like. The coding region runs from base 270 to 2405 and encodes 711 amino acids. NCBI's taxonomy places the organism in Eukaryota, Viridiplantae, Streptophyta, Magnoliopsida, Poales, Poaceae. The record is from RefSeq and is a predicted model, not a curated record. The transcript has 11 exons.
UAAUCCCAAAACCCCACGGCGGUUGGUGUUACGGGUUCGAAGCCCGCAGGUCUAUUGCUUUCUGUUUUCUUGUGCCAGGAAGAUGAAUCUAUUGCCGAUUCACAGGAAGGUUAAUCUUGUGUCGAUUCAGCCAUUCAGGUGGACUUCUUUUCGGGUCUUUUGUAUUUGGUGUUAUCGAAUUGAAUGUUUCUUGGCUUCUUAUUGAUGUAGCCCUACCGAUGUUUUGGUUCAUGCCUUUCUUGGCUGGAGAAUUAUAACCCUAAUAGGGAAUGGAUUCUAGGCCCGCGGUUGCUGGUGCACAUUCUCAUGGUUCUUUGGACUCCCCAAACUUGAUCAUAGGGAUUGGUUUCGCCAAGAGCAAUGAAUGUACAGGGAAAAUCUCCAACAAGAAUUUGCAUGUAAUUGGGGACACUCCAAACCCAUAUGAGCAGGUUAUUUCCGCCAUAGGGAGAACUCUGUCACCAUUUGAUGAGGAGAAGCUUAUACUAUGCUUUGGAUUUGGCGAUGAAAGCACUCGUGACCAUUCAGUAUUUAGCUUCUAUAGUGAUAACCAGCCCUGUUGUGGUUUUAAACAAGCACUUGCUCGCUACAGGGAACUUGUUCCGCAACUUAGUUUUGCUGGUCCAACUUCAUUUGCACCUAUCAUCGAAACUGUUAUAGGAAUUGUUGAGAAUAGUGGUGGCCAGUAUCAUGUCCUCCUUAUAAUUGCAGAUGGACAGGUUACACGAAAUAUUGAAACUGGAAAUGGACAGUUGAGCCCUCAGGAAGAGGAGACCCUAGAUGCCAUUGUUAAAGCUAGUAAUUAUCCUCUUUCAAUUGUGCUUAUCGGGAUCGGUGAUGGACCAUGGGACAUGAUGAGCCGAUUUGAUGACAACAUACCUUAUCGUGCAUUUGAUAAUUUUCAGUUUGUGAGCUUCACAGAGCAGAUGUUGAAAUCAUCAUCCAGCAAAAAGGAAGGAGACUUUGCUCUUUCCACAUUGAUGAAGAGUGCAGGACAUUUUGAGGCCGCAUCGAGCUUCCAGCUUGAUGGUGAACAAAGAGGAUUUUCAGAUCGAAACGUGUUACCUCCACCUGUGGCUGAUCAGAGACAGUAUUCUGGAUAUUCAUCCACCUGCAAUAAUGCAUCAGUUCAAAAAAUUGCAUCAGCGGACAGUGAUAUGUGUGAUCCACUGACUGCUGAGGGUCAUAAAGUUACCAGUGCGCACAGGAAUCCCAAGUUUGUAGAAAUUGAUAAUGUCCAUCAUCCUGAUUUGGAAUCAUAUCUUCACAUGACUGAGAGUCCUUCGGAAGAACUUGAAGACAUAGAGUGCAUUGAAGAUCGACAUGGUUGCAGAUUGAAGCAAGAAAUUUGUUCAAAUGAUAACGGAGAUAUUUCCAGUACAUCUGACAAGACAAUUGUGAAUUGGCUUUCACUCCCACCCGGUGUGGUGUGGCGCAUUUGGGGUUCACUUUGCAAAGAUUCUGAUCGCCAAAAGAUGCGCUUUGUCUCUAAGGAGUGGUAUAAGGAGAUACCUGAAGUUAUGGCCCGACGCCCUUGGGUAAUUGGGUCUGGUACGAUUCAUGGAAUCUUCCAUUCUAUUAAUGGGAAGAGUCUGUCGCAAAUGAAGUUCAGGUGUGAAAUACCAGAUGGGUCUUUCUAUAGUAGCUGUUCAAGCUUUCUCGUGAUGCAGACAGACAACGAACAUUUUUUGUGGAGCCCUAGCAACAGGAUGUCUCUGAAACUGCCACUAAAGACAUACGAGAAGAUUGUAAUGCAUGAAGACUCUGAUUCUUACGCCUUUGCCUACUCCAGUGGUAAGGUCAAAUUUUCCUAUGGAAGACCCCAAGUUGAGUCAAGCUGGAAGCAGAUAUUGUGCUAUGACAAAUCUAUCGGAGAUAUUUGCCAGUGUGAUAAUGAAUAUUAUGCUGUCAGUAACAUGUUUCGCCUCUACUGGCUGGAUCAAAAGAGCAGUAAGCUUGAACUUAUUGGACCCGAGCAAACGUCAAAUGACAUCAAGAAAUUACUGCUGGAUGGAAAUUUUCCAGACCACCUCUUCCUCGCUGAUGUAAAUCAUGAGCUGGUGAUUGUCGCAGUUGGCCGAAAUCUGCGGUCUGUGGACUUGUUCAAGGUUCUCUGGAUCAGUGACCGAAUGACAAGUUUGGUAAGGGUCCCGGACCUUGGUAUUUGGUCAUUGUUUCUCGGCAGAAACCAAGCAAUUGCAUUAAGUGCUGACGACUUCCCUGGUAUUAGUCCAAGCACUUUGUACCUUGCUUUAGAUCCGCUGAUGGAUGAUGAGGAGCCUACCGUGCAGUUGUACAAUCUUGCGACAAGAAGUGUUGUAGAUACAGGCUAUCCGGUCCACAAGCUAGGUUCCCCCUUUUUUUACCAACCUGAUAUAGUUUCAGCAUCUGUAUUGUAUGAGUGAUUUGUCAGAACACUCCUGUUGAUCAUUACAUGUUAAACACCGGAUAAAAUUCAUCUAAUGCAUCUUGUUUACCAAGA